AUGAAUUUACAUCCAUCAAUUAUUGAUGAGUUUGAUCGUAUUGAAGAAUUAAAAUCUGUGACUGAUACUCUUAAAAAUAUUCGUUUUCCAACAACUGAAUUGAUAAUUGUUGGUUCAUUUAUAUUUGUCGUAUCAUUUUAUGGCUGUUAUGGAGUUGUAACAAAAAAUACACUUUGCCUCAAGCUUUAUGCUGUAUUCUGCUUGAUGAUAAUUGGUGGUGUGGCUGUUAUAGCUGCAAUUGGUUAUUACCAGUAUAAAGACAUCACUACAAAAGAUGUUGAAAAAUUAAUUGCAGACAAUUUUAAUAAAGAAAAAUACAAUAGUACUAAAUCAAUUAUUGAUCUUGUUCAAUCAACUCUUGGAUGCUGUGGUAAUAGUGAUAAGGACGAUUACAGUAAUACUGAAAAUUUUCCACUUUCAUGUUGUCCAAAAGAAAACUCAAAAACAUGUUACAAUGAUGCCUAUAAAACUGGUUGCAGUAACAUUACAAAAACAAAAGCUUCAGAUGCCUUAAAUGAAAUUGUCUAUAAAGUAAAAAAAUUAUUUCUACCAAUUGCAAUUAGUGUUGGUAUUAUUGAGUUGAUUUCCAUGCUGUUUGCAUUGAACUUGGCACAUUACAUUAAACACAAAUUAGAAAAUUAUUCAGUGUAA
Molecule: messenger RNA, 651 nt
Organism: Aphidius gifuensis
Lineage: Eukaryota; Metazoa; Arthropoda; Insecta; Hymenoptera; Braconidae
Product: 23 kDa integral membrane protein-like
Exons: 5
Coding region: 1-651 (216 amino acids)
Cellular component (GO): membrane
Source: RefSeq, a predicted model, not a curated record